GAUUACCUUUUAGUACUAAGUCGCUUUGAUAUGAAUUUUCCGCGGCUCCCUCCCAACAAUUUUGAACACUGACAUAAGCCCUGUUGGGCCCUGUGCACGCUACGCACCACCGAAAUUUGAGCGGCCCAAAUUCACCGCACGCGCCACCUCGCGUGAGUACUCAACACUUCAAGUAUAUGCGCGUUUUGUAUGCAAACGCAUAUUGGAUUUUAAAAUGGUUCUGCAUUUAGAUUUGAAAAUGCCGGGUCACCGUUCCCAAUCGGAGAAGACUGAUGCCGGGAAGCAGCUCCGGCGGGACCCCUACGAGGUUCUCGGAGUCUUGCGGAACUCAACGGAUCAGGAAAUCAAAUCCGCUUACCGGAAAAUGGCUCUCAAGUACCAUCCUGACAAAAAUGCAAAUGAUCCAAAAGCAGCUGAUAUGUUUAAAGAGGUCACUUUUUCCUAUAACAUCUUGUCUGAUCCAGACAAACGGCGUCAGUAUGAUACUGCAGGUUUUGAGGCUGUUGAGUCAGAAGGCCAAGAAUUGGAGCUAGACCUUUCCAAUUUGGGAGCUGUGAACACUAUGUUUGCUGCUCUUUUUAGUAAACUUGGUGUACCAAUCAAGACCACUGUAUCAGCAACAGUCUUGGAGGAUGCCCUGAAUGGCGUGGUGACUGUUCGACCACUUACACUGGGGCAACCAGUGGUUAAGAAGGUAGAAAAGCAAUGUGCUCAUUUCUAUUCUGUUACACUAACAGAGGAGGAAGCACAAACUGGAUUUGUGUGUCGAGUCCAAUCAUCGGACAAAAGCAAGUUCAAGCUAUUGUAUUUUGAUCAAGAGGAAGGUGGUGGACUAAACCUCUCACUACAGGAGGACAGUGCCAGAACAGGAAAGGUUACAUCUGCUGGAAUGUAUUUUCUUGGUUUCCCUGUUUAUCGGUUGGAUCAAACAGUUAACUCGAUGGCAGCUGCAAAGGAUCCAGAUUCUGCUUUCUUCAAAAGAUUGGAUGGGUUCCAACCUUGUGAAAUGACUGAACUAAAGGCUGGUACCCAUGUAUUUGCUGUUUAUGGUGACAAUUUUUUCAAGAGUGUAAGCUACACAAUAGAAGCACUUUGCACAGCUCCUUUUGCAGAAGAGAAGGAAAAUCUUAGAGCUGUGGAAGCCCAAAUACUAACAAAAAGGGUGGAACUCUCAAAAUUUGAAACUGAAUACCGAGAGGUCCUUACACAAUUUACUGAGAUGACCAGUAGAUAUGCACAAGAAAUGCAAGCCAUUGAUGACCUUCUCAAGCAAAGGAAUGAAAUUCAUGCCUCAUACUCCAGUGCUCCACCAAUAAAACGAAGUAGAAGCAAGAACAGGGGCCUUUCGAAAGAUUCGAAAGAUGACGGUCAGGUGAAAGAUAAGAAACCUGCGUUCCGGGAAAGGCCAAAGAAAAAGAAAUGGUACAACAUCCACUUAAAGGUGGAUAAGAGCAAGCCUUGCUGAAUUGGUCUGCAGUGGUUCCACAUUUGUGUAAGCCAAAUAUAUGAAGCAAAUCCUGCACCAGACUGUUGUUCAUCAAAGAUGAAGUGGAGAUGAUGGUUCAGGUGGAACGACUCCAUUACUCUAGCAUGUAAAGGAUUGCAACUCGGUUGUUAUUGUAAAAUUAUUUUCUUUUUCCUUUUUGCUGCCUUCGGUCAUAUGCUCUAGCUAUUUUCCCAGUAUUCUCAGCAUUGUUGCCUGUAAAUUGCAUGAUUUAUUUGUGAAGCUCCUUGCCUUGACUCUUAGGAUGGGUUAUUUUUGGGUUAAAAGCCCAAGAACAAUAUGGGAGCAGGUUGAAUCCACCCCAGUGGUUGGGGAUCCAUGGGCAUCGAGGCAUACUUUCAGCUUCAUGAAACUGUUUGAGGUCAGUUAAUCCACUGUAAUUAAUGAGAAAUCCCAGGCAGUGGCGAAUUUUUUGUUUCUUA
This is a messenger RNA of Vitis vinifera (wine grape), 1926 nucleotides long. RefSeq names its product chaperone protein dnaJ 16. Bases 215 to 1465 code for a protein of 416 amino acids. The record is from RefSeq and is a predicted model, not a curated record. Lineage: Eukaryota; Viridiplantae; Streptophyta; Magnoliopsida; Vitales; Vitaceae. The transcript is spliced from 13 exons.